This is a messenger RNA of Phascolarctos cinereus (koala), 3598 nucleotides long. It is a transcript of the gene BAIAP2, whose product is annotated as BAR/IMD domain containing adaptor protein 2. Gene Ontology annotation, biological process: positive regulation of actin filament polymerization; actin crosslink formation; plasma membrane organization. Gene Ontology annotation, molecular function: cytoskeletal adaptor activity; protein binding. NCBI's taxonomy places the organism in Eukaryota, Metazoa, Chordata, Mammalia, Diprotodontia, Phascolarctidae. Gene Ontology annotation, cellular component: nucleoplasm; cytosol. The record is from RefSeq and is a predicted model, not a curated record.
GGCUCGGCUGCGGCUCCCGCGGCAGCUGCGGGCAGGAGGCGGAGCCGCGGGGCGGCGGGACUGGGGAGGCUAUAAGAGGUGCCGCGGUGGUUCCGCGCUCCACUCUUCUUUUUCCGGCGCUCCGGGUUCGCCUUGCUGUUGCUCCCGCUCCGGUCUAUGGUGCAGCCGGGACCCAGGACCAUGUCGCGCUCUGAAGAGGUGCACCGACUGACGGAGAAUGUCUACAAGACAAUUAUGGAACAGUUCAACCCUAGCCUCAGGAACUUCAUUUCCAUGGGGAAGAACUAUGAAAAAGCCCUGGCAGGUGUGACGUUUGCUGCCAAAGGUUAUUUUGAUGCCCUGGUAAAAAUGGGGGAGUUGGCCAGUGAAAGUCAAGGCUCAAAAGAACUUGGGGAUGUACUCUUCCAGAUGGCAGAAGUUCACAGGCAGAUUCAGAAUCAGUUAGAAGAGAUGCUGAAGUCUUUUCACAAUGAACUACUCACACAGUUGGAGCAGAAAGUGGAAUUAGAUUCCAGGUACCUAAGUGCUGCACUGAAGAAAUACCAGACAGAGCAAAGGAGCAAAGGGGAUGCCCUUGACAAGUGUCAGGCUGAGCUGAAGAAACUUCGUAAGAAGAGCCAAGGGAGUAAAAACCCUCAGAAGUACUCCGACAAGGAGCUGCAGUACAUAGAUGCAAUCAGUAACAAGCAAGGUGAAUUGGAGAACUACGUGUCAGAUGGCUAUAAGACAGCCCUCACUGAGGAAAGGAGAAGGUUUUGCUUCUUGGUGGAAAAGCAAUGUGCUGUGGCCAAAAACUCAGUCUCCUACCAUUCCAAGGGAAAGGACAUGCUGACUCAGAAACUCCCAUUGUGGCAGCAGUCCUGUGCCGACCCCAAUAAAAUCCCAGAUCGAGCCAUCCAACUGAUGCAGCAGAUGGCGGCCAGCAGCAAUGGCACAGUCAUGCCCAGUUCCCUGUCUGCUUCCAAGUCUAACUUAGUCAUCUCCGAUCCCAUUCCUGGUGCCAAACCGCUUCCAGUACCCCCGGAGCUGGCCCCGUUUGUGGGGCGUAUGUCGGCCCAGGAGAACGUGCCUGUAAUGAAUGGCGUCUCAGGUCCAGACAGUGAAGACUACAACCACUGGUCUGACAGGAAGCCAGCCCAGCCCAAAUCUCUGUCUCCUCCUCAGACCCAGAACAAGAUGAGUGACUCCUACUCAAACACGCUUCCCGUGCGCAAGAGCGUUGCCCCGAAAAACAGCUACGCAACCACCGAGAACAAAACUCUUCCUCGCUCUAGCUCCAUGGCAGCUGGUCUGGAGCGAAAUGGCCGAAUGAGGGUGCAAGCCAUCUUCUCCCAUGCUGCUGGUGACAACAGCACCCUUCUGAGCUUCAAAGAGGGAGAUCUCAUCACCCUGCUGGUCCCCGAGGCCCGGGACGGCUGGCACUAUGGCGAGAGUGAGAAAACUAAAAUGAGAGGCUGGUUUCCUUUCUCCUAUACCCGGGUCUUGGACAGUGAAGUCAGUGACAGAUUGCACAUGAGCCUGCAGCAGGGAAAGAGCAGCAGCACAGGCAACCUGCUAGACAAAGAGGAUCUGGCUAUCCCACCCCCGGAUUAUGGUGUGUCCUCGUCAAGGGCCUUCCCUGCCCAGACGGCCAGCACCUUCAAGCAAAGACCCUACAGUGUGGCUGUACCUGCCUUCUCCCAGGGCUUAGAUGACUAUGGUUCCCGAUCUGUGAGCAGUGGCAGUGGGACUCUGGUCUCAACAGUGUGAGGACCCCUUGACUAGAAAUGGCACCUGCUGCUUUGAAGAGAUUUUCUGCUUCUCUUUCCCCUCCCCUCCCCUGCCUUGAUUUCUCUGGUUUAUUUGGUCUCUCCCUUUUUCUUUUUCUCCUUCUUCAACUCAUUGGUUUGUUCUUGGGUAGACUUUUUUUCCCCUUUGCCUUUUGUUUGGUGACAUUUUAAACUCUGUGAUCAUCAAGGAUCCAUGGUGCUGCUUCAUCUCUGUUUCUUUAUUCUUCGUCCCUGCCCUGCCUCCAACUCUGGUCCAAAGCCUUUCAGAGUGCAAACUGCCCAGCCGGGGGCUGCUCCCUUGGGGAGCAGCAGCUUGGAUGCAGUGUCUACAGCCUUUCUGCUGCCCACUUUGGAUGUUGACAAUGCAUUAUCCCUUUUCUAAAGCUCUUUCCUGAGCCAUGUUUAGAGUCUGAAGGCAAAAAACAAACAAAAAAACUCCUCAGCAGAUAAAGGACUCCCUCCAUGGCACCCCAAAACACAAGCACACUCACACACACCACAGAACAAAACACAUCCAAAUCCAAUAUGCAUGGACUAUGGUGUACGUACUGUUAUUAUUAUUUUUUUUUUCAAUAUGACUUUCACUGGGUUCACUGCCCAAUUUCUUUAUUAGGAAAGGGAAGGCAGACUAAAAGCUCUAGAGAGACUAAGGUCUUUCUCUUUGAGGGCAGGCUUGAAAUGCAAUCCCCACGCCUCAACCUAUCCCCUUAUCCCCUUGCCCCUGGGUGGCAUAUAGAAAAGUGGAUCGUCAGGCUUUGGCCCAUUAGGAAAGCUGGCUGGCUCUCUGUGAAGGAGAGUAUCUGCUUAGGACCCAGCCCAAGGGGCCAAUCAAAAGCGUCUUUCUCAAUGAAGUUGUUUUAUAGGUGUACAUAGAAUAUAUAUGUAUAUAUAUAUAUAUAUAUAUAUAUAUAUAUAUAUAUAUCUUUUUUGUAGCAGGGUAUUGUUACCUCACUUUAGCGCACCUGGGUAGGGGCUGGGGAAGGAAUACGCACCUGACUAAAGAGAAUUCCAAAGACCUUGAUCGAUUGAUCGAUCUAUCUAUCUUAACUAUAGCGAUAGAUAGAUAAAGAUUAUAGGUAUAGAGAUAUAUAUAUAUAUAUUUUUUUUCCUCCUUCCUUUUGGAAUUAUUCCUUCAACCAGCUUUGCAGAUUAGUCCCUACCAUGUGUGGUAACACAAAUGACAUUAAAUGAUUGGACCUCAUUUCUCUGGGCAAGUGGCUGUUUGCAAGGCUGCUUUAAAAACCAGGGCCCCAGGCUGUCCCUUUAUAGGGAGGGGUGGGGUAAGCAAGCAGUCUCCUGUUGCAUUCUUUCCUAAACACUGUCCAUCUUUUUGUAUGUCUUGGUCACUUUAGAAACAAACACAUGGGACUCAAUGGCACUGGUAUUGUUUCUUCACCCACUGAAUUCUGUCUGGGAAGUGAGUGAAGGGCCAACAACCCCACUUUACCCUUUCCGUGUUGGUGAAAGCCUUCAUUGUGAAGCCGUAGACACUUCCUUUUCCGGUGUGAUUUUAAAACCUCCUACCUACCUGUUGACUAGGAUGUUGUUGGCAAUACAUAUGACAUGUAGAGAGAGAAAGCAAGAGAGGGGUUCUUGUUUUGUGUUAAAAGGGGCGGGGGGAGGGAGAAGACAGAACACGGACCUGUGUACUAAGAACCCUCCGUGUUGGGGUGAUGAUGUUGCUAAAAGAUCUUAAAUCCAGGGGAUUUUAUGCUCAGUGGAUUGAAUGUAUACACAAAAUAGCAAAACUUGUAUGAAGAUUGUAAAGUACUGAAAUUUUUUUUCCUUUUUCCUUUUUCCUUUUAUCUUUUUAUCUUUUUUUUUUUAAU